This is a messenger RNA of Microthlaspi erraticum, 306 nucleotides long. Lineage: Eukaryota; Viridiplantae; Streptophyta; Magnoliopsida; Brassicales; Brassicaceae. The record is from the annotation of a GenBank genome assembly.
AUGUCUAUGGUUGAAGAAAACUACGAUGAAGAGGAACAGGCUGGGUUUCGAUUUUAUCCUUCAGACGAAGAACUCAUCAUCCGUUAUCUCCGCCUAAAGGUUGCCAGUCAACCAAAUCCUGACUUUGAGUUAGAUGAGAAGGACGACAUCUACAAGAAAGAGCCGUGGCGUCUUAAGCACACAGAGACCGACUUUUUCGAACCUCACCAGUGGUUCUACUUCGUGAACAAGACUCAGCUCUUUGAUAAAGUCACCCGGAAACGGACAAAACGCCAAGUGGAAGGAGAGACGUGCCAAGGAAGUUAA